CAACCCGCUACUGAUUGGACUAUUUUCCUACGGUCCACGAUUCGAAUUUAUCGGGACAUUUCGGGGUUGAUAAAACUCUGAAGGCGUUGCAGCGGUUUUAUUACUGGCGAGAUAUGGUGAUGGACGUGCAGUAUUACGUGGCCGCGUGUCCGAUAUGCCAGCGAAUGAAAUCAUCACAUCAGCGACCGACAGGACUGUUGCAGCCCCUCGAGCCACCUCAACGCACAUGGCAAUACGUGACGAUGGAUUUCGUCACAGGUCUACCGGCCGGAUCUAGCGAAAACGACGCAGUUUUUGUGGUUGUCGACCGAUUGACAAAAAUGACGCAUUUCGCACCAUGUCGUACAACCAUCACAGCCGAAGAAACUGCACGAUUGUUCAUCUCGACCGUUGUUCGUGUACACGGGAUACCAGCAACAAUCAUCAGCAAUCGCGAUCCGAAGUUCACGUUGAAAUUUUGGCAAGACAUGAGGGCUCGGUACGGCACGCGCCUGCAAUUCUCAUCCGCUUAUCAUCCCCAAACGGAUGGUCAGACAGAGAGCACAAAUCAAACGAUAGAGCAGCUGAUUCGGACAAACUGUUCUGACCGAAACAAAUGGGAGGACGCGCUUCCCAUGUUGGAAUUUUCCUACAACAACGUGCCCUCAGCUACGACUAAUCACUCCCCGUUUUACCUCAAUUACGGGAUGGACCCGAUAGUACGUAUCUCUACCAACGUUGAGACUCAAGUACCACGGUCGCAGCAGUUCGUCGAAGAGUUACAGACUGCCUGAGACAAAGCUGUCGAACUGAUCCGCAA
Closterium sp. NIES-67 is the source of this 799-nucleotide messenger RNA. NCBI's taxonomy places the organism in Eukaryota, Viridiplantae, Streptophyta, Zygnematophyceae, Desmidiales, Closteriaceae. The record is from the annotation of a GenBank genome assembly.